AUGUCCACUCUGUAUCACGAUUUAACAAGUGCAAAACAAUUUCAUUCAUCUAGACUUAAGGGAAAAGUAGCUGUAGUUACUGCAUCUUCUGAUGGUAUUGGCUUUGCUAUUGCAAAAAGAUUGGGAUACGAAGGUGCUUCUGUAGUCAUCAGUAGUAGAAAAGAAGAUAAUGUGAAUAAAGCAGUGAUUACUUUGCGUAGUGAAGGUAUCAAUGUAGAAGGUGUUGUGUGUCAUGUCAGCAAUGCAGAGCAAAGAAAGGAAUUAUUUGAAACAGCUAAAUCGAAAUUCGGUGGCAUUGAUAUUCUUGUUUCGAAUGCAGCUGUAAACCCAGCGGUGUCUCCGGUAUUGGAGACAGAUGAAAAAGUUUGGGAUAAGAUAUUCGAUGUUAAUGUUAAAAGCUCAUGGCUUUUAGCCAAAGAAGCUUAUCCAGAACUGAUGAAAAGGGGGGGUGGAAGUAUUGUCUUCGUGGCUUCAAUCGCUGGCUAUCAACCUAUGGAACCUUUAGGUCCUUACAGCAUAAGUAAAACUACAUUACUCGGUAUGACAAAAGCGAUUGCUUACGAGGUUGUGCAUGACAAUAUACGUGUUAAUUGCGUGGCGCCAGGUAUUGUGAGCACGAAGUUUGCCUCUGCGAUAACAACUAGUGAUGCGGCAAAGGACAAGUCAUUAUCCAUAGUUCCGAUGAAAAGAUUUGGAAAACCCGAUGAAAUCGCAGGCGCUGUAGCAUUCUUAGUGUCUGAUGAUGCCAGCUAUGUCACUGGGGAAACAUUGGUCGUUGCUGGAGGCGCCUACGCACAUCUU
Iphiclides podalirius (scarce swallowtail) is the source of this 801-nucleotide messenger RNA. NCBI's taxonomy places the organism in Eukaryota, Metazoa, Arthropoda, Insecta, Lepidoptera, Papilionidae. The record is from the annotation of a GenBank genome assembly.